Durio zibethinus is the source of this 929-nucleotide messenger RNA. RefSeq lists its product as uncharacterized. The record is from RefSeq and is a predicted model, not a curated record. Lineage: Eukaryota; Viridiplantae; Streptophyta; Magnoliopsida; Malvales; Malvaceae.
AAAAGACGUGGAUAAUUCAGGCAAAUCACUGUACCGCUAAAAGUCAUCGCAACGGUCACUUUUUGAGCUUUUAUGUCUGAUUUGUUAUUGCCCUUCUUCAUUUGCUUGAAGAAACGGAAAAUAAAUACAACGUUCUCAAAGCUUUGAAGCAAAGUUUUAAAUGCAAAUUCCAGCCAUGAAUGAGCAAGAAGAACAAGAGAGUCUUAUCAUGGCUACAGCCAAAGUGGUGGAGUAUUUGGAGCCAUUGAUGUCAAGAGAGCUUCUUUGCAAGUUCCCAGACAACUCUGCCUUUGAUUUCGACUAUACCCAAAGCUCGCUCUGGUCUCCUUUGGUCCUUCGUGCUUGCAGCCCUGCAGAUUUGGAUUUUAAUUCAAUUACACCUAGGAAGCUCGCUUUUGAGUCUGGGUUUGGCUUGGAGUUGGAGAAAAGCAAGAGUAGUGCAAAGAAAUUCAGACCCAACAUCAAGAACAUGGCCACCUCUGCUUUCAACCUUAAUCUCAAUCUUUUGAGAAACAGCAACAAUAAAAGGAAGAAAAUGGUUUCUGAUUUUUCUCCAACUCCUGUCAAGGGCGGCUGUGCCCCCAUUAUUACUAAGGGGUGGAGUAAGAUGCUGAAAGCUGCCUCCAAGCAUUUCAAGAGAAAGAAAAAAGAAUCAACGGUCCACGUGAAGCUUCCCAACUAUUUGAGAGAUUGAAAUGUUUGAAGACUAUCAAGAUAUUGAUUUGUUCAUUGUUUUAGUUAGAUAAAUUAGCAUGUAUUCUUAUUCGUUUCAUUCUUUUCAAUUUUAAACAAAACCGCCAUUUUAAAGACAUGAUCUCGAGCAUGUCAAGUGGUUGUCAUUUUUCAAUUUGUUUUAAUUCAGCAGAAAAAUCUUGACAAUUGCAUUAUUUAUGAUGACUUAUUCAAUUUAAAGCAUACAUAUUAUCUAU